GCUGCGUUUUCGUGACUCCCAAAGAUUGAUAGUUUGUGAAUACUAUCAAUCUUUGCCUUCGCCCAUUGAUUCGUCGAGAGUGUCCGGUGCUCGUGUGUGGUUAUACAUCGUUCAAUUGGAACAGUUUAUCAACUGUAGAUUUUUUUUAAUUAUCGAAUUAAGUUCAGAAGUUUGAAAAACCAUAUAAGCUAUUUUGAAAUUCAUCGUGUCCAAAGAUGAAGGACACUAUGGUUGUGACAACCGAAGUCCUGCCCAAGCGUGAACCGAUUGUAGUAAAUCGGGACGUUUGGUACAGCUACAUGAGCAAAGAGGAUGCCGACCCUCAGGCCUGCUGGCUCGAGAGGAAGCGGCAAGAGAGGAUAAAAGCUGAAAAAGCUGCCAUGGGAGCCUCAACAUCUAGAGUUUCUACAUCUACAACUUCUUCCUCUGGGUCUGUGAUCUUGGAGUCCUUGAAAUUGAGAUAUAUUCAGCAGAAGGUGGACAGAAACCAAAACCAGACACCUUCUCCACCAAGUUCAGUUUCUCUCCCAAGUCCAGUUUCAUCAACUGCCUCAGAUUAUGAAGUCCCCAGAAACCCAAAAAAGUCAUCUCCAAAGGCUGAAAAUGAAAGUGAUAUUGCACCACUCUCAGGCCAUAUACAGUCUUCAAACAGGAAGCACUAUGCCAAUAUUGGCCAAUAUUUGAAUGAAAUCUAUAACAGAGAACAGAUAUGUGAUAUUUCAUUCAAACUGGGCAGCAUCAUUUACCCAGUGCAUAAGGUCGUCCUUGCUAGUCAGAGUCCUUUGUUUGAGAAGAUGUUUGACAGCAAGGACUUUACUCAGCCACCCAUCAGACCAAGGCAAAUUAGGGUUACUGGAGUGUCAGAGGGUUCUUUAAAGACUUUCCUGAAUUGCAUUUAUUCUGGUGAUAUCAAUAUCAUUAAGCCUAAUUGUCUGCAUGAGGUAAUUGAUCUCUCACGGAUGUUUGAGGUGCAGCAAAUCACACAGAUGUGUUUGCAGAAAAUCUCCUCUCUUGGUCACCACGACAUGCUGAAACUAUUGCAAAAGAUGAGGAGGCGUAAAGAUGUUCAACUUUGUGACAUUCUGAUGGAUGCGAUAGCCAAAAACUUUAUGGAGAUUAGGAACAGUUCCUCUUUCUGUGGCUUAGAUGUGGACACGGUCUGUAUGAUUUUGUCCAAUGAUAGGCUCAAUGUGAGUUCAGAGAUGGACAUUUUUGAGAGUGCUGUAAGUUGGCUUCACCAUCCUGAGGAUCGAUUGAAGAAUCUGGAGAGAGUGAUGGAUAUCGUGAGGUUCUCACACCUAUCAAGCCAGCAAUUGAUGGAAUGCUUCGUUAAAUGUCCUGCCCUUAAGCAGAGCCCCUAUUGUGUGGGCUUGAUCACUAUGGCUAACUGGGUUCAGACCUCCAUCAGCCUUAAUCAGCAAGACCCUCUGAAUCUGGAGAUUCAAGAACCUCGGAGCCUUGCCAACAGUGGAGGGAGUGUUGAGCAAUAUCUAAAGACACACUGUAGCUCUGAGUUCAAGGAACCUGAUGUCACUUAUGACAUUGUUCUAAUGACGGAAGAUGCUGUUGAGGAUUUUAAUCGUCAUGCCUGUUCCCGAAGUCAAAGCCGGUCCACCAUUUCUGCACCUUGUGUCAAGCAAUACAGGGAAUCAAAAUGGUCUAUGAUGAACGACAAUGAAAAAGUUUUGGCAUGGCUGAGGGAUCAUAAUCAUCCCAAACUUGAUGAGUACUCUGGACUACAAAGCAUGGAUUGCAUGAUGGGGAGAAAACCAAAGCAAAAACAUGCUCCCAAAAUGGAGGGAAAAAGUAAAGACAAACAUGUCAAAAAGAAAAGGAGUGAACGAGAUCAAAAACAGGACAUCGCUGAUGAUUGUCAUAAGGCGAUAGACAUCUCUGAUGAUUAUCGUAAGGCGAUGGUUUGGGGAGGAGACCAGUGGUACAUGGUUGGUGGAGCCAGGUACAAAGAUUCGGAGUGUCCCUCCCCCACCAAUAAAGUAUUGGUGUACUCGUACGAGACCAAAGAGUGGAGGCCAGUGGCUCCAUUGAAUGUUGCCAGGAUGGAGCAUUCCCUUUGUGAAGUAGAUGGCUAUAUAUUUGCUAUUGGUGGAAUAGGUGAAGGCAAUCGCUUGCUUUCAUCGGUGGAGUGUUAUAAUCCUAGAACCAAUUGUUGGUUCUUUGUGAAGGCACUCCCUGAGCCCAGGGCUGCUGCCUCUACCUCAGCUGAGGGGGGCAAUGUUUGUCUGAAAGGGGGAUACAGUGCAAUAAAGAAUGGGCAGCCCUCCAGCUCUUACUAUGAAAAUGAAGUGGAGUUAUUCUACAACAUGGAAAUCAACAAAUGGAUAAGAAGAUCCUAAGGCCCUAAAUGCAUUAACUGGAUGUGAUAAAAUUUAAUUUUUUACUGUAUUUUAUUUUUACCUGGUGAUUGGAUUUUUUUAAACAUGUUUGUAAAAUGGGGCAAAAGUAAUUAAACUGUAUGCAAG
Molecule: messenger RNA, 2480 nt
Organism: Magallana angulata
Lineage: Eukaryota; Metazoa; Mollusca; Bivalvia; Ostreida; Ostreidae
Product: kelch-like protein 2
Exons: 9
Coding region: 216-2354 (712 amino acids)
Molecular function (GO): protein binding
Source: RefSeq, a predicted model, not a curated record